UCUAGGUUGGCAGCGGAAAUGCUACGCGUGCGGUGCUUGGCCGCGCAUUAGGUCGGUGCUGGCACUCGCGUCAAAAUCAUCCUCGCGGUCGGAAUAUGAAAGACCUCAGAAUAUGGCCGAUGACAUUAAUGGGGCUGGUGUUCCUCGGCUGCUGCUCGAACGUCUACUUUCUGGAGCUGCUCGUCAAGGAGGACCCGGGAAUCGGCAUCUUCGCCACUUUUUCUCAGUUCCUUUUCAUCGCUCUGCACGGAUUUGUCUCGUCAGCCAGAUGCGGAACCAGAAAGCCUCAGAUUCACGUAAAGCACUACGUGUUGCUAGUGAUUUUCUUCUUCGUGGCCAACGUGUCCAACAACUACGCAUUCAACUUCAACAUCGCGAUGCCGCUGCACAUCAUCAUCCGGUCGGGCUCGCUGAUCGCCAACAUGGUCAUGGGGAUCACCAUCCUCAAGCGCACCUACUCCAACUACAAAGUGGCCUCCGUGCUCACAAUCACGAUCGGAGUCGUCAUUUGCACCCUCGAGUCGGCCAAAGUGGUCACCAAAGACACAGCUGCGCACAAGGAGUCGACCGGCAUGGAUGACCCUGACCCUGAGCUGGCGGAGGCAACCGCCUCCGACCCGAACACAGAGUUCCUGUGGUGGUGUGUAGGCGUCGCGCUGCUCGUCAUUGCACUUUUUGUCUCCGCACGCAUGGGAAUUUACCAGGAGACAUUGUUCAAAGCGCACGGAAAGCACUCGGAGGAGGCCGUAUUCUACACGCACCUGAUGCCGCUACCCGGCUUCAUUUUCCUCUACUCCAACAUAUUCACGCACAUGACGCUGGCCGUCGAGAGCCCUCCAAUCUCGGUCCUGGGCGUCGUCGUGCCCUGCACGCUGGUCUACCUCGCCCUGAACGUGCUGUCCCAAUUCAUCUGCAUCAGCUCGGUGUAUGCGCUGACCACAGAGUGCACGUCGCUCACCGUGACCCUAGUCGUGACCUUGAGGAAGUUCCUCAGCCUCGUCUUUUCCAUUUGGUACUUCCAGAAUCCGUUCACUGCUUACCAUUGGCUCGGCACUUUGCUCAUCUUCGGCGGUACCAUUGGAUUCAGUUUGUCAUAGGAAUAUUGUGUUUAUUAUUUUACAUCUAAAAGAACAGCCAAAAACGAACUUUGGUCUAAGCAGUAUUACUUGAAUUUUAAUAUUUCACUGACUUUCUUAACUCUUUAGGUAGACAUUUUUCUCAUAUUGUGCGGUUGUGAUUACCUGCUUGUAAAAAUGCUGUGUCAUUUCAAAUAAAAGAUUUAAACUA
Molecule: messenger RNA, 1287 nt
Organism: Cloeon dipterum
Lineage: Eukaryota; Metazoa; Arthropoda; Insecta; Ephemeroptera; Baetidae
Product: UDP-xylose and UDP-N-acetylglucosamine transporter-like
Exons: 4
Coding region: 96-1097 (333 amino acids)
Biological process (GO): transmembrane transport
Cellular component (GO): endoplasmic reticulum membrane; Golgi membrane
Molecular function (GO): UDP-xylose transmembrane transporter activity; UDP-N-acetylglucosamine transmembrane transporter activity
Source: RefSeq, a predicted model, not a curated record